AAUGUUCUUUCUCCUCUGGCACUCUCCUCUGCUGGACUCAUUUUCUCCCAAAGGAAAGAAAUCUAAAUUCAAUUCCAAUCAAUUGAUUUCAUCAAAAGCAAACUUACAUACACUGAACACGUAUCUGCAUGUAGUCCUCCAAUCCAUUGCUUUAUAAAUUCAGAAACACUUCAAAUGACAAAUCAUAAUGGAGUUUAAAUUUCAUUUACAGUCCUUAAAUUUUAUUUGCUAGCAUUCAAAUGGCUUCUUCAGCACCAACCUUAAAGCGUUCAAACUCUAUCUCCGACAGUAUACCGGAGGCGUUGAGGCAACGCCGGUAUCAUAUUAAGAAGUGUUUCUCCAAGUUCGUGCAAAAGGGAAGAAGGAUAAUGAAACUUCAACAUCUUUUAGAUGAAAUGGAGAAUGUGAUAGAUGAUAAGUUUGAAAGAACUAAGGUAUUAGAAGGUUUGCUAGGAUACAUUUGGUUCUCUACUCAGGAAGCAGUUGUUAAUCCUCCAUAUGUAGCUUUUGCAAUGAGACCAAGUCCUGGGUUCUGGGAACAUGUUAAAGUUAACUCUGCUGAUCUCGCUGUUGAACCAAUCACCGCCACAGAAUACUUGAAAUUCAAAGAAAUGAUAUUUGAUGAGACUUGGUAUAUAUAUCUCUCUUUGGCUAAUGAUGUAAAUUCAUUGGAAGGUGGAUUUUGGAGCAUUGAUGCUCAAUGCCUCGCUUUGACUUUAUCUUCUUCCAUUGGAAUUGGAAUCAAUUUCGUUUCAAAGUUCAUUAACUUCAAAGUGGUGAGUGGACGCUUUGGAGAAUGCUCAGCCUUCUUGUGGAUUUACUUGUUAUCACUUAACCAUCAAGGAGAAAAACUUAUGAUCCAAUUGACAACCUUAACACUGUUACAAGCUUCAGAGGCACUUAUUGUCGCUGAAAGUUGUAAACCUCUCAGGAACUUGACCAAGUGGACACCCCCAGUCUUUCAGGAAUUUUCGAAUCGCUUCAUAAAGUUGGGGUUUGAGAAGGGACUGGGGUAAAUACAGGGCAGAAAAGAGUUAAAGACAACAAUUGAGAUCAACUCUCAGAAGUACUUUCAAGCUCCAGAUCCAAUUAAGACAAGCAAAUUGUUCUUGGCUGCCAUGAUACUGAGUGCAAUUUUCAAUGUUGUUAUUUUUUCUCCUCGUGGGUACUUUGGACAAGCAAAUGUUCUUGGCUUGCCUGAUACUGGUGGCCAGGUAGUGUACAUUCUAGACCAAGUGAAAGCUUUGGAAGAAGAGUUGCUUCUCAGGAUUAAGCAACAAGGGCUUAAUGUGAAACCUAAAAUUAUAGUUGUUACGCGACUAAUUCCUGAGGCGCGCGGAACUACGUGCAAUCAAGAACUGGAAUCAAUUAAUGGCACAAAGCACUCUAACAUCCUUAGAGUGCCAUUUACCUUUGAAGAUAGGGUUCUACGCCAAUGGGUUUCUCGUUUCGAUAUCUAUCCAUAUCUUGAGAAGUUUACGCAGGAUGUUGCAGCGAAGGUAUUAGACCUUAUGGAUGGAAAACCAGAUCUCAUCAUUGGAAACUAUACUGAUGGGAAUUUAGCAGCAACUCUUAUGGCUAACAAACUUGGAAUAACUCAGGCAACUAUUGCACAUGCUUUGGAGAAGACAAAGUAUGAAGAUUCAGACAUCAAGUGGAAAGAAUUAGACCCUAAGUAUCACUUCUCAUGCCAAUUCAUAGCUGAUACAAUUGCAAUGAAUGCAGCAGAUUUUGUCAUAGCAAGCACAUACCAGGAGAUUGCAGGAAGCAAAGACAGACCUGGGCAAUAUGAGAGCCAUGCUGCAUUUACACUACCAGGGCUCUGCAGAAUUGUUUCUGGCAUUAAUGUCUUUGAUCCAAAAUUCAACAUAGCUGCACCUGGAGCUGACCAAUCUGUCUAUUUCCCAUACACUGAGAAACAGAAAAGAUUCACACAAUUCAAUUCUGCCAUUGAAGAACUACUGUACAGUAGAGAGGAAAAUGGAGAGCACAUUGGCUAUCUAGCAGACAACAGGAAACCUAUUAUCUUCUCUAUGGCAAGGCUUGACAUAGUAAAGAACCUAACAGGACUAACUGAGUGGUAUGGACAGAACAAGAGGCUGCGAAAUUUGGUUAAUCUUGUAAUAGUCUUUGAUCCUACAAAAUCAAAAUACAGAGAAGAAAUGGCUGAAAUUGGGAAAAUGCAUGCAUUAAUAGAAAAAUAUCAACUGAGGGGCCAGUUCAGAUGGAUAGCAGCACAAACAGAUGGGCAGAGAAAUGGGGAACUUUAUCGCUGUAUUGCAGACACGAAGGGAGCUUUUGUUCAACCAGCUCUUUAUGAAGCAUUUGGACUUGCUGUUAUUGAGGCAAUGAACUGUGGCUUGCCCACUUUCGCAACCAAUCAAGGUGGUCCGGCUGAAAUAAUUAUCGAUGGAGUUUCGGGCUUCCUUAUUGAUCCUAAUGAUGGAGAUGGGUCAAGUAAUAAAAUUGCUGACUUCUUUGAGAAAUGUAAAACUGGUAUUGGAUACUGGAAUAAGUUCUCAGAAGAUGGAUUGAAACGCAUAAAUGAAUGCUACACUUGGAAGAUCUAUGCAAAUAAGGUAUUGAAUAUGGGUUCCAUGUACACUUUCUGGAGACAGCUGAACAAGGAACAGAAGCUAGCAAAACAAAGAUAUAUCCAAAUGUUCUAUAAUCUCCAAGUCAGGAGACUGGUAAAGAAUGUGCCAAUCCCAACAGAAGAAGCUUUUCAGCAGCAAACAUAGCAAAAGACUGUAAACAAAACACCAUCAAG
Messenger RNA from Jatropha curcas, 2770 nucleotides. The record is from RefSeq and is a predicted model, not a curated record. NCBI's taxonomy places the organism in Eukaryota, Viridiplantae, Streptophyta, Magnoliopsida, Malpighiales, Euphorbiaceae.